Messenger RNA from Auanema sp. JU1783, 357 nucleotides. Lineage: Eukaryota; Metazoa; Nematoda; Chromadorea; Rhabditida; Rhabditidae. The record is from the annotation of a GenBank genome assembly.
AUGUUCACCGAUAACAUAGAAUUUAUAAUAGCCAUGGUUUUUAUAUGCAUAUAUGCUGUCUUCUAUUUAUCUGUCGCAAGUAUCUGUGGAGUAGUCUUGUACAUGAGCAUCAGGGAUCAGGGAAAGUCGACGAAUGAAGUCUACAACGAGUGUGGUAGUAUGUGUGAGCCUCAAUGUAACAUGAUCCUCGGAGUAGUUGUGGUAAGGAGUUUGAGAUGUGCUAAGCAUAUGCAAUUCACUCUUCAGAGACCUCAAGGAUGCAUCGCAGUGUGCAGGGCAGGAUGCGAAUGCGCCGCUGGACAUGUCAGAAUCAACGGGGUCUGCAUAUCAGAAACCAUCUGUAGAAGAUACUUUUGA